AUGAAGCUCUCAACUCUCACCACAACACUGGCGAUAAGCGCCGCAUCAGCAUCAACAUCUGUAGCCGCCAAAUUCAUCAACUACACCACCGUCCCGGGCUACUUCAUCCAAGAUGACCCUUCCACCGACCCCUCUACGUUCGACUACACAUCCCACAACUUCGGCCUCCUCGACCGCCCCUAUGACGCCGACACCAUGUUCCAUUCUUCAAAAACGCAAAACCAAACCCAGUGGCAGCGCUUCCACGCUCAACUCCAGUACCUAAACGCUCAGGCCCCCGCACAUGUGCAAUAUAAGCUUCUCUUUCUCGGCCGACACGGCCAGGGCUGGCAUAACGCCGCAGAGGACUACUACGGCACGCCUGCUUGGAAUUGCUACUGGUCCCUUCUCCGCGGCAACGGCACGAACACCUGGUUCGACGCGGACCUCACACCGACGGGGAUCGCACAAGCCCAGGUUGCACGGGACUACUGGCUUGCACAGUACAAAGAGCAGAAAAUCCACUUCCCAGAUGUGUAUUAUAGCAGUCCAAUGACGCGCGCGCUGAAGACAGCAAACAUCACAUUCGGUGCGCUGCAAUUGUCACAGAUUCAUGCAACGCCAUUCGUGCCUACUGUGAAAGAGGGAUUCCGCGAGGGUAUCAGUAUGCAUACGUGCGAUGAGCGGCGGACGAAGACAUAUAUCCAGGACUUGUUCCCCAACUGGGUGAUUGAGGAAGGAUUCACCGAGGAAGAUGAGCUGUGGAGUGGGGUGGAAGCGGAGAGCAGCGAGGCGCAGGAUCUGAGGAGUCGAAGGGCGUUGAAUGAUGUUUUCUUUCCCGAUGACUCCUUGCUUACGCACUCAAAGGGGAAGAGGACGUCAAAAACAAGUGGUGUCUGUAACGCGCCGUCACCCUCUCCAGUGCAAGAGGGCCCCGGAAAUGGAAACGGCAAGACCUCAGACCUGGUGGUCUCAAUAACUGCACAUUCGGGUGAGAUUAGCUCCAUCCUCCGCGUGAUAAAGCACCAGGCCUUUAAGCUGAGCACUGGCGCUGUGAUCCCCGUGUUAGUUCGGGGUGAGAGAAUCGACGAGCCGCAGCCGACAACCACAGUCGCGUGGACGGCGAGUCCUUACUGCACAGCACCUCCGGUCACUUCAACGGCUUCGGGCUGUGUGUGUGAGAGCUCAGCAGCACCGGUGACGACAGGGUAUCCGGCUCUGUCGCUGGAAACGCCGUAUUAA
Molecule: messenger RNA, 1221 nt
Organism: Aspergillus nidulans FGSC A4
Lineage: Eukaryota; Fungi; Ascomycota; Eurotiomycetes; Eurotiales; Aspergillaceae
Exons: 3
Coding region: 1-1221 (406 amino acids)
Source: RefSeq, a predicted model, not a curated record